CAGCAUCCCCUGUCACACGACCGCUUGUCGCAGUGUGACUACACGAGUGACACUACUUGUGUCACGGAUCACGCACUUGAGCGCUCUCUGUGUCGUAGCCACCAACGACCGCGACCAUGUCGACUACGCCUGAGCAGGCUACACAGCUCCUCUUUUCGCCAAAUGUGCAGUACAACAAUACACGCCUAUACACUGUCAAGUUCCUGUCUGCGUGCCUUGCGGGUGCCGUUGCUGGCAUUCUAGGCCUCGAGAACGUGCUCGGCUUUGCCUUGUUCAUCUUGUCGACACUGCUCACCUCUGCGUGCCUGUAUGUCAAAUGCAAGGGAAAUCCGGUGAAAUACAUGCCCGGGGGUUGGUGGGAGCUCGUGAACCCCGGCCAGGAAAAUCUGUUCUCCUUUGUGCUCGUAUGGACAUUAUUUUAUGGCAUUGUACAUGUGUACGAUUGAGUACUACGUCGCACCAAUCCAAUUCCUACAAGGAAAGCGUGAGAAAUCGUAUGAUAUCGCGGUAGGCUUCUUUGGCUGUUAGCUCUGUGUGUUCGGUUUAUGCAGCGGUGCUGGGCCAGCUGAUAUCAGCUUCUCUUGCGAUCUCCGGCUCCCAAGCUCGAUUAUGUAACAUCAUCUCUACGAGAGUUUUACUUGACUUUUAUGUAUAAUGGAGUGGCCGAACUACGAGAAUC
This is a messenger RNA of Laetiporus sulphureus 93-53, 679 nucleotides long. RefSeq lists its product as uncharacterized. The coding region runs from base 117 to 446 and encodes 109 amino acids. Gene Ontology annotation, cellular component: membrane; EMC complex; endoplasmic reticulum. The record is from RefSeq and is a predicted model, not a curated record. NCBI's taxonomy places the organism in Eukaryota, Fungi, Basidiomycota, Agaricomycetes, Polyporales, Laetiporaceae. The transcript is spliced from 4 exons. Gene Ontology annotation, biological process: protein folding in endoplasmic reticulum; autophagosome assembly.